Sphaerodactylus townsendi is the source of this 8493-nucleotide messenger RNA. It is a transcript of the gene ZNF646, whose product is annotated as zinc finger protein 646. The record is from RefSeq and is a predicted model, not a curated record. Gene Ontology annotation, biological process: regulation of transcription by RNA polymerase II. Lineage: Eukaryota; Metazoa; Chordata; Lepidosauria; Squamata; Sphaerodactylidae. Gene Ontology annotation, molecular function: RNA polymerase II transcription regulatory region sequence-specific DNA binding; DNA-binding transcription factor activity, RNA polymerase II-specific. Gene Ontology annotation, cellular component: nucleus.
CCAGCCCUCCUUGACCGGGACUCUAUAGGCCGCAGAGUGGCGCGGCGAUAGAGUCCAGGCUGUGGGGACGUCCCUCGGCCGCUCGAGCGCAAAACCAGGAAGCCGAGGCAGCAACGUGGGAUUUGACCUCUACCUCAGAGCUGGAGCCUGAAUGCCUUCUAGACUUCCCUCGCUCACUUUCUGCAGCUGGACUCACCCUCAAGCCGGGACCAGAUAACUUGAUACCUCAGCUCUUGAGCCUGUGCCAGAAGCCUCAACACCCGAACUUUCUCCCCUAGGUGAAGUUUUACCUCCGAUUGCUCCUUAGGUGCCGAUCCAUCAAAAGCCAGACUCCGUUUUGGAUGCAUUUGGAUCCUGGGUGCAAACAGACCGCAAAAGAACUCUGCCCGCUUCUGAGCGGCUCAGCUGCCAUAGAUGGACAAAGUACUGUCUCUGUGCUGGACUUUAGGGGUGAGCCUAAUAUGAAAUAAUGUUUGGUCUUUCCACCUGAGAACUUCCCGUACUUGAACUAAUAGGAGACAGAAGUCGAAACCCCUGUCUCUUCUUCAACUUUGGUCCUCUGACUUAUUAUAAAGUACUUUUGUAAUCUGUAUUGGAAUAAGGUCCAAGGUUCUUUCUCCUCAGGGUUCAUGUGUCUUUCUAAACCUUGGACUAUUUCAUGUCACCUUCUGAAGUGAAGAUGAGGCUCCAAAGGGAGUCCUGAAGAUCUGCAUUUCCCCCCUUCCCCUCAGAAAUCCAAAAUAUACACUUAGAGGUUUGAAGCCUGUGAAACUACCUAUGACAUUUGUGGAACAAAUGUAGGAAAUUCAUUCCUCUUUCUGAACUUUCUAAAAAUCCAAAGCACUAUGCCUGCAUCUUGGACUUUACUUCCUGCCUUUGGGGAAGGAAGUUCAUUUCUGCUUCUUCUGCCGGAAAAGUUCUGUGCUCGAUCUGGGUGGUUCUGCAUGACCUGAGAGGUCUUGACACUGGAACUCUUGGGGAAGAAAAACCUAUCUGGGUACGCAGUCCUGAGGUUCUGCCAUGGGACCUCGUAGCCCGCCAGGAGGCCCUUAGGUUUCUCAACCCAGAGAGCAAGAAGCAAAGGAAGGCCCUUUCUGAUGUGAGCGAUGGCCGAGGGAGAUGCCGCCCUGGCCGGCGAACCGUCCGCCGGGCGGGAGGAGCGUCCGUACAAGUGCAAGCAGUGCCCCCGGAGCUACCGCCACGCCGGCAGCCUGGUGAACCACCGGCGCACCCACGAGGUGGGCCUCUUCCCCUGCCUGCUGUGCCGCAAGGACUUCUCCAACCCCAUGGCCCUCAAGAGCCACCUGCGCACCCACACGGAGGAGAAGCGUCACAAGUGCCGGGACUGCAGCCAGAGCUUCCGGACCUCAUCCCAGCUCAGCAGCCACCGCUGCAUGGCUCACGCCGCCCAAGACCAGGAGGAGGAAGAGGAGGAGGAGAAUAACAGCGGGGGCGGCAGCUCCCAAAGGGGCCAGGACACCUCUUCUUCUGACGCCGAUACCUACUCUGGAGCGGAAGGCGGCGGAAGCCUGCUGACCAAUCUGGAGAAGUACAUUGCGGAUUCGGUGGUACCGGCCAACUUUUCUCUCCUGGAGCUCUCCAUACGGAAGGGUGCAGGGAAAGAGGAGAUGCUCCGGACGCACCAGGGGGAGAAGGAGGCAGGGCUCCAGGGCGCCGCCGGAGACGAGCGGCGCUUUAAAUGCAACCAGUGCGACAAGGCGUACAAGCACGCCGGCAGCCUGACCAAUCACAAGCAGAGCCACACUCUGGGCGCGUACCAGUGCACCAUGUGCUACAAGGAAUUCUCCAACCUCAUGGCUCUCAAGAGCCACACGCGCCUCCAUUCCGAGUACCGGCCUUACAAGUGCCGGUUCUGCCACAAAGCCUUCCGGCUCCCUUCGGAGUUGCUGAGCCACCAGAUGGCCCACGACCGGGAAGAGAGCGAAGCUGCCGGCCGGCUCACCUGGGACGGCUCGGAGCACGGCAUCUGGGAAGAAGACUCCAUCGAGACCUCGGCCAAGCUGGAUAUUUAUCAGCCUCCCCCUGCAGGCGCCGACUUCGGAGACAGCGCCCCCUGUAGCCUCAAAGACGCCGCCAAGGCAGGAGGUGGGGAACGCUGCAACCCGGACGGGGAACUCUGCGUCCGCUGCGGCGGUGCCUUUGCUAACGAAAAGGAGCUGAAAGGGCACAGCUGCCUGUACCCGGAGGAGGCGAACGACGAGGAGGGUGGGGGCAGCACCCCCUCCCAACUGCCCCCUGGCUCCAACGGGAUCUGGGAAGCAAGUUUGAAAGGCGAGGAAGGCUACCCCUCGCUGGAGGAGCGGCCCUUCCGCUGCGAGGAUUGUGGCAGGACCUACCGACACGCCGGGAGCCUCAUCAACCACAAGAAGAGCCACCAGAUCGGGGUGUACAGCUGCAACAUCUGCGCCAAACAGCUCUACAACUUAGCUGCCUUGAAAAACCACUUGCGGGUCCACCUCAAAGCCAGGCUCGGGUUGCCUGUGCCGGAGGAGGCCUCCCAGCAUCCCUGCGGCAUCUCGGACUCGCAGCCAGGAGAAGACAGCCCCAGGGAGCCCGGGGAUUGCCCCGUCCAGCUGCCAGACGUCUGGGGAGGAGCUUCCUGCCUGAAAGAGGAAGAAGAAGGAGGCGGCAGCGGGGGGGAAGAGCGGCCUUACCGGUGCGAGGAUUGUGGGCGGAGUUACCGGCAUCGCGGUAGCCUCGUCAACCACCGCCACACCCACCAGACGGGGGUCUUCCAGUGUUCCAUCUGCCCCAAGCAGUACACCAAUCUCAUGGCGCUGCGGAACCACGUCCGGGUGCACCUGCGGGCGGCCCGGCUGAGCGGCAGGGAGCCAGUCGAUUGCCUGACCUGCACCAGCUGCGGCGAGAGCUUCGAGGAGGAGGCGGAGUUCCAGCUCCAUCAGCUGCGACACCUGCCCUGCAGCGAGGACAUAGAGGCGGCCGCCGUCCCCGGGCUUGCGGGGUUCCAUCCGCAGGAGGCUGAUCUCCUUCAGGCCAUCAGGCAGGACGUGGAAGCCCUGGAGAACGGGGCGGCAGUGGCCGAAGACGUCCUUCCUUCUUCCGCCACGCCCUACGUUUGUCACCAGUGCGGGACGGCUUUCUCCAGCGCAGCCGGCCUGCAGAACCACAGCCUACAGCACAGCGGUGACGGGGAGCGGCCCGACAGAGCAGCACAGCGGCCUGAGUCUCCCGCGCCCGUCCAGCGCCUCUACAGCUGCAACCUGUGCAGCAAGUCGUACCGCCACUCGGGAAGCCUCAUCAACCACAAGCAGACCCACCAGACGGGGGACUUCAGCUGCUCGGUGUGCGGCAAGCACUUCCAGAACGUCGCCUCGCUGAAGAGUCACCUGCGGGGGCAUCAGAGGCCGAGGAGGGGCCACUCUGGACCGGCGGUGACGGCCAACGAGGAUGAAGACGCCGAGGUAGAGAACAGACCUGCUUUGCCUGGGUUGCCGGCCCCGGGGGAUGAGUACAAAGACAGGUACGACUUUCCGGAAGACGAGGCCGUCGUGAACUGCUGGCAGCCGCAGUUGGACGUUCCGUCACCAUCACCGGGAAACGCAGACGUGCUCCCCUAUCUUUGCGAACAGUGUGGAGUGGCGUUCGACCAAGCCAGUGACUUGGAAGCCCACAAACACACUCACCAGUCCAGCAUCUACCAGUGUUCCCUCUGCCCCAAAGAAUACCCCAAUCUUUUAGCUCUGAAAAACCACUUCCACGGGCACGCCAAAGCCACGGCGUUGAGGCCCGGUGGAAAUGACAGCGCCGAGGAACAACCUUUCCUCUGCAGCCUGUGCGGCAUGAUCUUUCCGAGCGAGGAAGACCUCCAGCACCAUCACAGCUCGGUGCACGAAGAGGGUGAAAGGCAGGCGAAUGGUCAGGACGUGGAGUUGAAGACGGUUGCUGAGGCGCAGGCGGAAGAGGCCGGGGACCAAGGAGAGGAACAGCUGCUCUCCCACAUCUGCGGCUACUGCGGCCAGACGUUCGACGACAUGACCAGCUUGGAAGAACACAGCGAGGGGCAUCAGGAAGAGAAGGCCGCGGCCCUGGCGGAUACGUCUAUCCAGCUGCGACGGCCUCUGCGCUUGGAGGAGGACCAGCAGCGCCUGUCACCGGUGGAAAUUACUUUCGCUGCCCGCGAACCCUCGGAUGACCGGCCGUAUUCUGCGCGCCAGUGCGGGCAAGACUCUACCGUGUAUGGUGGCAGUUUCUCCUGGUCAACCACAAGAAGCAUCCUACCCAGGUGAUCACCCGGAGAUUACCAGGGUAGCGCGCAUCUGCUCCGCAGUACCUCCCCCAAAUCUCUGUCCAUGUACCGGAACCACCUCAGGAACCAUCCGAAAUGCAAGCUGAACGGCAGCACGCCAGACAUCCGGCAGCCGGUUUCCCUCGAAGAUGGACCCGACUCUGGUGCUCAAAAAGGCGAGCCCCCUGAUAGCAAAGCCUUGGUGCAUGAAGGGGGCUCAGAUCCACCAGGGACCUCCUCAAUUUUGUCUCCUGGGGGAGAGCAAAGUUCAGAACAAGAGGCAGCGUUGAACUCUAGCUGGUUUGAAGUGGAAAAGAUGUCUGACGUCUGCGAGGAAGGACGUGAUGAGAAAGCAGCCUGGGAGACCCAUCCAGGGCUCCCCUUUGCAGAAGAGGAGCAGGCAGAGAUGGAGACGGUGGUGGUGAAAGAGGAAGGAACGGCCCCCACAGGAGGUCGGGAAGAUGGGAGCCCUGGCACCGAAGAGGAGGGUUCUCCGUCCGAGCGCCCCUUCCGCUGUGAAGUCUGCGGGCGCAGCUACAAGCACGCCGGGAGCCUGAUCAACCACAAGCAGACGCACAAGACUGGCCUAUUCCACUGUGGCGUCUGCCAGAGGGAGUUCUACAACCUCAUGGCCCUCAAGAACCACAACCGCACCCACUUCGAGACCAAACGCUACCGGUGCCUGGAGUGCCCCAAAGCCUUCCGCCUGCAGAAGCAGCUGGCCAGCCACCAGCGGGUCCACCGGGACCGAAAACGGGACCCUUUGUGUCAGCCUUACAAGAGGCUUCCAAAUUGCCGGCGGGCCGACAAAAGCGACAAUUCGUCCCACCCUGGGAAUGCCACCAAGCAUCGUCUGGAUCCCGAAGAACGCCCGUACCGGUGUGGGGACUGCGGGCGCACGUACCGCCACGCGGGCAGCCUGCUCAACCACCGGAAGAGCCACAAGACCGGCCACUUCGCCUGCCCCCAGUGCGGCAAGGCCUACCCCAACCUGAUGUCGCUCAAAAACCACCAGCGGGUCCACUACGAAGUCAAACGCCACCAGUGCCCGGAUUGCGGGAAAGCGUUCAAGUGGCAGCGGCAGCUGGUGCGGCACCAGCGCCGCCCCCACCCCUGCGUCGGGAGCGUUCCGGCGGAGGAGCUUGAGAGGAGCCAGCGGGCCCCUGAAAGGGAGAGGGGGGGCAGUCAGGGCGAUGCGCCUCCUUUCCGCUGCCUUUCGUGCUCCAAGCAGUUCGCCAACCGCACCUCGCUGAGGAACCACGCCCGCGUGCACGCCAAGAAACGUUACGAGUGCUCAGAGUGCGGCAAGGCUUACCGGACGUCUCGGGAUCUGACGCACCAUCUCAAGAGUCAUCGGACGGAGGAAGAAGAUGCCGAGGACUCUUCCUCCUCCUCCCCCAGUUAUCCAAACGCGAGCACGCCACCGGAGGAGGAGGAGCGGCCCUACAAAUGUAGCAGUCGCGACUGGACUUACCGCCACGCCGGCAGCCUUCUCAACCACAAGAAUGCCCACGCUGUCGGCCUUUACCGCUGCACCACCUGCCAGAAGGAAUUCUUUAAUUUCCUGACCCUCAAAAAUCACCUCCACGUCCACCUGGACAAGAAGCGCCACCGGUGUCCGCACUGUGGCAAAGCCUUUCGGACUGCCAGGUGCUUGGCCGCCCACUCCAAAAUCCACAGUGGCCCAAAAGAGGAAGGGACCUCUUUCGCCUGCGCGGUGUGCUCCAAGACUUUUUCCCUCCGGCUCAGCUUUCGGCAGCAUCAGCUGACGCACGCCACGGACGGUGGGCAAUCCGCCGCCGGAGACGUUCCCGUUGGGGAUGCGAGCUGAGUGCGUUGGCACGUGUGCCCAGGACAAUGUGGCCGGUUGAGCAGACUGCAAGGAAAAUAGGGCAGGCUAGAUGGGAAGAGAUGUCUAGUGGGAACAGCUGCCGCUCGCUAAAGGGAGGCCGGGGGAGAACGGCAUCCAGCACCAUAUCUGGAGAUAAAAAGGCACGGCGGUUGGGGGAAAAGACAGAACAAAAAAUUGGUGCAGGGUUUCCUGUUCUGGGUCGAAUGUUCAUUUGGGGGCUGAAUUCUUUCCCUUAGUGGAAUGUUGCAUUAAGCACUCUGAUUAGACCUCCUUUGUGUCCCUGGUAAAUGUUUCCCUAUGGUAACAUUUAUACCCCUUUUUUUGGAGGGGUGGGGAGUCUUGGAUCCCAUUUGAGUUUUGGCACCUUGGAACCUUUCAAGCAUGUGCUUAAACCCCCUAAGUUUUCAUUAAAAAAAAAAAGGUUAAGUCUGUUUUGGAAGCCAGGUGGGUAGCCGCCCCCCACGUUUUAUCCACCGAUGGUAUUUAAAAACUACUUCAACAAAAAGGUUGGGGCAGGGUGAACUUGGUAUAGCUGUCCCUGCAGAGCGGAUUUUUACUCUUGGGAUCGCUGCCUCUUUCUGUGGGGAUAUCGCUGUGUUUCCUGGGGCGGGAAAGAAAAUAGCGCUGUUGAAAAUUUUCCCCCAAACUUGACCUGUUUUUCUCCCUGUUUCGAAAGUUUUUAAAGAUACUAACUAAAAGGUGAAACUGUUAAUUAGAAGCAAUUCUAGAGGCAAUUUGUCAGUUCUUUUCUGCAGAAGAUGUCGUGAUGCACGGGAGCCACGCAGUGGCACGGGAAAAGGGACACAUUUGUCUUCCAAUACCGACUGCACAUAUUCUUUACAAUCCUGACCCGUUGGAUUUGGGGGGGGGGGGGAUUUGCCUGCCGGUGCCUGUUUCUGAGCUCUACAUGCACGCUGUCUUUGUUGUGGGAGGCCCUUCCCCAGGGUUGAGGGCUGGCACCAAUCUGCCUGUAUCUGUGGGCAAUCCGGCCUUUAGCACUGGCAGGCAUUUUAUAGCGGUAAAAAGAGAGGAGGGAAAGUCUUUAUAUUUUUGGUUGCUUUUCCUGGACCAACUCCUUAAUCACUUUUUUUUUUACACAACUCCUUCAAUAUUUAAAACCGGUUCAGAGUAAUCUCUUGCUAGAGUCCUGUCGGCUAUACCAUGUCAGCCGGGACGAUUUCAUGACGUCUCCCUCUGGCGUGACACCCCUAGACUUUUGACAGAUGCGCUAAGCUAGAAUGCUCCUCCCCAAAGAGUUUGUGUUCUAACUUCAUUAAGAUUCUUUUUAAAACAAUGGACAGAAUGUUUAAACACACGCUCCCUUCCAGUGUAAAGCGGCACAGUCCUAACAGGGCUCUUUUACCUAAACGUUCCGAACGGAUAGGUUGGCUCUCCCCACAUCUAAAACUUGCGACAGAACAGUGGCGAUUGUAUCAAUCAGCCCUUAGAGCAUGGGGCGAGGGCCCAGAAUAAUUUUCAAGGAUUUUUUUUUUUAAAAAAACCCUGCCAUUUGGAAGUUUAGAAUUUUUCAGUUGCCAAUUUUCCUCUUCUGGUAAUGGGAGAUAAGGGGGGGGGGGGAGGGCACGGAUUUUGAAGUUCCAUUGUUGGUCUGUAGCCAGUUUAGUCACCCCCCCUAACCCAACUCUGCCGAACUUCUUAGCAUGUUGCAGAUAAGCUUCUCGUGGGCUGAGACCUUCAGAACGGAAGCCCUCCGAAUCCUUCAGCAACUCCACUCGAUUGAAAGAUUAGCGAUUUUUAAGUAGUUGACAUGUCUCCCAUUUGUGGUGAACAUUUUAUAGGGUUUCUAACAUAGCUGGGUAAUAAAAAAAAUUAAUGGGGGUUGGGGGUCGUAUAUUUAGAUCUCUUUUCAAUAGCCUGCUGAAACGCCUUCUCUCCCAACCCCAGGUUUUUAUUUUGACACCCGAAUGUACUACAUUUUCAAGUCCUGUUUUAUGCCCCUGUUCUCCAAAAAUGUACAUUUGGGCUCUUGGGUAAGGAAGGACCCCCUCAUCGAUUUUCCAGAAGGUUGCAGUAUUUUUCCCCCUCUCCCCCCCCCCCCUGAAAAACUAUCAUAAUUCAGUAUCUAACUAAAUGUCCUUUAGUGGAUGUGUUCCUACAACUAGGGUAUUUUUUAUGUAUGGGAGGAAGCGGCACCUGCCCUAUAUCCACUGGGGCUCGUUCCCCUGCUUAGGAGUUUGGCUCCCCUAGACGACCCUACCAAACCAUGCCCUGGUCAGAGAUACAAGUGUCUACUCUCUGUCCAUCCCCCCCUCCCAAAGGACAAAAUACAUUUCCUGCAGUGUCUGGUGUCCAUACAUGAGCUGUGAGACACUGAAUAAUUCUGCAAAUAAAUUGUUCUUUGUUUCUUAAAAAA